CGAGCGAUCAUUGUCAGUAAAAUCAUCUUGCUGGAGCGUAAAAAUUCAACUUUAAGUCGGAGAAGUACAACUUCACAGACUUGGGUUUUUUCCCCUGUCAAGUUUGCUCAUUCGGAAGGAAUGAGGUGGACGGAAGUGAGCUGCGCGCUGGUGAAAUUGUUCCGUGUUGCAACUGAAGCUAAGGGCAAAUCGGUGGGGAAUUUUCCCGUCCUGUAAAUGUAGGCUGUCGCAUGGAAAAAUCGAGCGGAUGGUUUGUUUCAUAAUACGGAGUGAACAGCUGGAAUUGUUUUAUUAAUUUUGCAUUUGGGCUUGAUUUGUUUUUAUUGCGAGGUCGGGGGGAUUAUCAGGCAUACAGCCGUCCGACCAGACAGCUGGCAGACGGACUGACUGCAUCUCGACUUCUGAUGCUUCCUCCAAUCAAGAGAAGCAGCUGAUGCGGUCUGUGUGGGUCCAAAGCCGGUAUAAAAACCCUAUCUGAGCUGAUACUGGAGGACUGAUACCUCAAACAUGGAUAAACAUGACAGACGUGACUGUGAUGCUCGGGGGUGAGGAGGAGAGAGGCUGAGGAGGAGGAGAUGGGCUGCGCCUCCGCCAAGCAGGUGUCUGCAGUACCCAACAGUGAGGAGGACCAGAGCAAAGCCCACAGCAAUGGAGACCUCUUCUCUGAUGAGUACAAGAUGAAAGGAGUGGAGAAAGUCAAGUACAUGAGUGGAGAAGAGGGAGGAGUAGAGGGCCAGGAAAGCACGGAGACAAGUGCUUUACUUGGAAAAAGUCAACACAUGGAUGAAACGGGAUCGAAUGGAAAUGGAAAGAUGCUGAGUAUCCAUUCCUCAGAGAGCCAGCAAGAAUUCUUCAGGAUGCUGGAUGAGAAAAUUGAAAAGGGCAGGGACUACUGCUCAGAGGAGGAAGACAUGACAUAGCGCCAUGGUCAAGCAUCCGUCAGCCUUCCCCUUGAGAGGAUGCCGAUGUUGCAAUGGGACGUUACAAUCUGCCUAAAGGGCAGAAGGACACAACUUUAUCGAGCAACCUUCUUGCCCUCCUGCUCAAGACGAAGCUCCUUCUUGUCUAAUCCAAUGACCAAAUUCAAAAGAUGGUUCAUGAGUUGAUGAGAAAACUUGAGUUCAGAUUACUUUCUUGAAAAGCCAUUAUAGGAUGUCAGGGAUUUUGGGGAUGAAGAGGAACCUUUCCCCUGCUUGGACAACUCCUGAAAGACAGUGUUGCAGUACAUUGCUGUUUACAUCCAAAUCAAAGAAGCAAGAAGAAUCAUUUGUCAGUAAGAAAAAUGGGCUUCAUGCAUGGAUGUUUGCUUAUUUUUAAAUUUCAGUAUUUAGAGAGUGACCGCUAAGGAAAAAGAGCAGAAAGAAACUCGGCUAAUUCUACUACUUUGCCUGGAGUCAUCUUUAAUUAAUUGGUUUUUCAUAAAGACGAAUAACAUUUCAAUGCAUCUUACAGAGACUUCUGAAUAUAUUGGUAAGAAAAAUGAACAAUUGAAUUAGUUGUGCGUACAAUUCAGGAGCAAAACUGCUUCCAAAUGUUUCAUGCAUGAGGCCCACUGUGUCGAUCUGCAUUCCAGGAAACAGUAUGGAAUCUUGUUUCUACAAUUUCUGGGCCAAAACAACGUGAACGUCUUGUCUGUCUGUCCACAUUCCUUUAUAAUAUACAGUAUUGUUGUUAAACAAGGCUCAGGGUUGAAGUGUUGCCGUCAUAUACUCAAACAUCCUUUCUCUCAUAACACAAUAAAAACACUCACACACACUCACACGUUCGGCUUGCUACUGACGCUCGCCAGCUUCAAUAUUGUGUCCAGAUGAACCCCGUUUGGGUGAAGUCACAUAUUCAUCUGUAUGUCACUCACCAGUGUUUCUGUGUUAUUUUUAUGUUGAUCUUUUGUUUUUCUAGAAAAAUAAAAGUGUUUUUGGAAACUUAUCUCAACUGCUGGCAACUCAAAUGUGUGAAUCGAGCCCGGGUUGUCUUUCGGCAAACCAUAUAAUAUACUGCAUACAGGUGGUCCUCUGUUUAAGA
Molecule: messenger RNA, 2022 nt
Organism: Dunckerocampus dactyliophorus (ringed pipefish)
Lineage: Eukaryota; Metazoa; Chordata; Actinopteri; Syngnathiformes; Syngnathidae
Exons: 6
Coding region: 576-920 (114 amino acids)
Source: RefSeq, a predicted model, not a curated record